GCGGGAUUUGGCUCAGGUCAUGCAACACCUGGUGGAUGAGCAGGAUGGGGGCAAUCUAGCUAUACGGGGGAAACUGGGUACACAACCCCGUCUACGAUGCAGUCAUUCGAUGAUGAUACCACUGAUGCAGAAACAACCACGGCAUCGAAUCAUUCACGAAUUCAUCGGGGAGAGCGCGGAAGAGCCCAUGCCUUCAGGGGCAGGCACCAUACUCCUAGCGACCACACCCCGACCGGGUCCCGGGCCAGGGGAGAUACGCCGGUUGGCCGCCAUUUCCGUUAUGGGGAACAUAAUAAUACGCGAUUCGGGCAAAGACGUCAGAAUCAAAGAACAACCCCAUCGGAAGGAAAUCGGGAGUUUGUUAACCGGGGAACUCCACCUCCACCUCCCCUAACAGCCCAGGAGGAAGAAAUGGCCGAAAUGAGGAGGCAGAUGAACGGUCAACCGUGCGGUUUUUUUAAACCCCAGAGGGGAGUCAAACAGGGAGACCCCUAUCCCCCUACCUAUUCCUAAUUGCUAUCGAAAGCUUUAGUCGAGGCUUACAUAAAUUAGUACAUAACCAACAAAUUAAGCCCUAUCUAAUAGGGGGAAAACGAGCCCCGGUUGCUGAACUUGGUUAUGCAGAUGACCUCCUACUGUUCUUGAACGACUCCUCUAUUACCAUCAAAAAGCUUUUAAACUUCCAGGACCUUUUUCUCCAGCUCUACGGGACAGCUAGUUAACCUGGAAAAAUGCAACAUAAUUGUGAGUAAAGGGACAAAUCUGGCUAGAAAAAGAGAACUGCAAAAACUUUCCAAGAUGACAGUUUGUAACCUUCCAAUUACUUACCUAGGGGUUCGCCUCCACCAAGGGAUUACCAGAGUUGAACACUGCUCCAAAAUCAUCAGCGACUUUGAAUCCAGACUCCACACCUGGAACAAAAAGCAACUUAAUCAGAGUGGCCGAUUGGUACUUAUAAAUCAUGUCCUAUCUACUAUCCCAUUACAUCAUCUUGUUAUUACAAAAUUCCCAGCUAAAGUGUUUCAAAUUCUGAAUCGCUUAUUGGCAAACUUUUUCGGCGGAUCGAGUAAUAACAAACAUCGCUAUCAUUGGAAGAAAUGGGAAUCACUUUGCAGACCUGGGGAUGAGGGGGGUUGAAUGUCAGAUCGCUCAAGCACAUACAGGAGGCUCAACACCUCAAAAUGUGGUGGAAGUUAAGAAACAAGAAAUCUACAUGGUCUAGAUUUAUGCAUGAAAGAUACCUAAGAUCAAAACAGCUGAACUCCAAACCUAAAGACAGUGCAGUGUAAGGAAUAAUUGUAAUUAGAUUUUGAUAAUGCUAUAUUUAUUAGGAAUUUA
Molecule: messenger RNA, 1338 nt
Organism: Cuscuta europaea
Lineage: Eukaryota; Viridiplantae; Streptophyta; Magnoliopsida; Solanales; Convolvulaceae
Source: the annotation of a GenBank genome assembly